Molecule: messenger RNA, 687 nt
Organism: Suillus subalutaceus
Lineage: Eukaryota; Fungi; Basidiomycota; Agaricomycetes; Boletales; Suillaceae
Exons: 4
Coding region: 1-687 (228 amino acids)
Source: RefSeq, a predicted model, not a curated record
AUGCGUACCAGACACUCAUCGUCCUCGGCACUUCUCGAUCGUCACACAACUGCCACAAAAGCUCCGCCCAUUCCUAGACGCUCAUCCGAGGAUUCGGGUGGUGCUACUAAAGACAUCACUUCCCUCAAUCAAUUGUGGAAUACCCUUAGGCAACAGAAGCAGCGCCAAAUGGCCAAGGAACCUCCAAAAGUCAGCUCCUUGAAGGCACCGACGCCUACAUAUUCACCUGCCCCAUCACGGACACCGGAUCCUGUAGGGGUGAAAAAGGUGAUGACGCCUCAACCUCUCAAGAGGCGGAAGUCAAAUGUUUCGUUUCGGGAGUCCCGUGAUGGUCGUACUGUUACGGCCACUUUUGAUCUACCGGGGAUCAAAAAAAAUAAUGCCCAUGUCAGCUAUCGCGGCAGUCAUCUGACUGUGACAUGGGAAACAGUGAAGAUCACUGAGAUCGAUGAAGGAGGAACACUGGUGAGGGAACGAGAAAAAAAGGAGUUUUCGAGGACUAUUCCUCUUCCAGAGGGAACCAAGUUUGAAGAAGUUGGUGCACGUAUGGACGAACGUUAUUUGAUCCUGACAUAUCCAAACAUGCGGUCAGUACGAGUGGAGCCUCGACAAAUGGGUAACCGGCAGGUUGAGCCUCGUCGCAUAGAGCCCACGGAGAUCGAAGCCUCAGAUGUAUAUGAAUAUUAG